Molecule: messenger RNA, 438 nt
Organism: Fraxinus pennsylvanica
Lineage: Eukaryota; Viridiplantae; Streptophyta; Magnoliopsida; Lamiales; Oleaceae
Source: the annotation of a GenBank genome assembly
AUGGAGAGCGACCAUGAAAGUCAUGAUGAGCUUGAAAGAGGAAAGGAUGAAGAGAAAGUGAGAAAUUGGGAAAAGGAAGAGCUAGAUUUAUUGGUAACAUGUGUUCCAGAAAUGGAGGGAUUCCGUAGACGACGUGACUUUCCUGCAUUUUACCAGGUUAAUGAUGUGAAUGAUCCCAGUUUCCAGACCAUCAAAUCUGAGUCCAGGAGAAGNGCGAGACUAGGAAAGGAUGAAGAGAAAGUGAGAAAUUGGGAAAAGGAAGAGCUGGAUUUAUUGGUAACAUGUGUUCCGGAAAUGGAGGGAUUCCGUAGACGACGUGACUUUCCUGCAUUUUACCAGGUCAAUGAUGUGAAUGAUCCCAGUUUCCAGGCCAUCAAAUCUGAGUCCAGGAGAAGUACUGAAGGUAGAGGGCUAAUACUCAACAUAUUUGAAGAGUAA